Molecule: messenger RNA, 1003 nt
Organism: Actinia tenebrosa (Australian red waratah sea anemone)
Lineage: Eukaryota; Metazoa; Cnidaria; Anthozoa; Actiniaria; Actiniidae
Product: protein yippee-like 1
Source: RefSeq, a predicted model, not a curated record
AAGACAAUCGAAAAAAAUUUUCAAAACAACAUAGAUGAAUGUUGAUCUAUUUGUUCGGCCUUUAGUGCUUAAGCAUUAGCCAGUUCACCAGAAGAAAAAGAACAGCUUUAUUACAUAUAAAGUCGAGAAGAAGUCAAGAAGAAGACAAUAAGACAUCUUUUGUUGCAAAAGAUUGUGUCAAUUUUCCGCGAAAAUCGGUUCGUGCGAUCUUCCAUGCCUCGAUUUUGUCCACAAUGGUGAAAACGUUCCAAGAUUAUCUCGUUGGCUGCCAUCGAAGGUAUAGCUGUAUCCACUGCAGAGCUCACCUGGCAAAUCAUGAUGAACUUAUUUCUAAGUCAUUUCAAGGGAGCCAAGGACGAGCAUACCUUUUCAAUAAAGUUGUCAAUGUUGGUUGUGGUCCAGCCGAAGAGAGGGUCCUCCUGACGGGCUUACACGCAGUUUCUGACAUCUACUGCGAGUGUUGUAAAACCACACUGGGUUGGAAAUACGAACAUGCUUUCGAAAAUAGUCAGAAAUACAAAGAAGGAAAGUUCAUUAUUGAGAUGAUCCAUAUGAUAAAGGACAACGGUUGGGAAUAAUGAUUUUGUCUGUUUUUUUUAUACGGUCAUUAUUAGGAAGAGAAGACUGGAGUUUUGUACAGUAAAUGUAUAUAUGAUAAUAUUAUGACUGAAAUUUAUAUACACAGCCUAAAAGAUAUCACUAACUGAAAAGGAAACGUUUCGUUUUUGAGUAGAAUCUUUUGGUUGCGAAGAUCCAUAGCUACAUUUUAUGAAUGGAGAGAAUGACGAUGUUGUAAAUAGAGAAAGUAAUGAAAUCGCUCCAGUUUUGAGCGCUCGAGUUUUAUUUUAAAGAAAGAUUUAUCGAUUUAUAUAAACGAAGGCACAAAGUCAUGUCAUAAUAACUUAUUGUAGUUUUUUGUUUUUUAUCUUCGAUUUAACGAGGAUUUUAAUAUUGUAAAUAUAACCAAGAAAUCGUCGAACUUGACAUGCAAAAUUAAAAAAAU